Python bivittatus (Burmese python) is the source of this 484-nucleotide messenger RNA. The record is from RefSeq and is a predicted model, not a curated record. NCBI's taxonomy places the organism in Eukaryota, Metazoa, Chordata, Lepidosauria, Squamata, Pythonidae.
GCAGCCAGAGAAACACACCAAGGCCCAGAUGUUAGACCGGGUGAUCUUGGAGCAGUUUCUGGCUGUCCUGCCCACGGAGAUGCAGCGUUGGGUGCAGGAGUGCCGAGCGGAGACCAGCUCCCAGGCGGUGGCCCUGGCCGAAGGCUUCCUCCUGAGCUGGGCAGAAGAGAAGGAGCAGGAAGAGCAUCAGGUUCUGAGGCCCUUCCUGGAGGUGGCCACUGUUUGUUCUAAGGAAAGGGUGGAUCCUGCAAAGCCCUCUCAGGAGCUGUGUUUCAGAGGGAUCUCCAAAGAGGAAGGUCAAUGUCAGGAUACCUCAUUAGGGAACAAAAUGGAGUCACUGUUAUUCAUAGGAUCAUCUCCUUGUACUGGUGGAGCUGAAACAGUGGCUGGACCUGCAGCUCAGGGUCCUGUGUUGUUUGAGGAGGUAGCCGUUCAUUUCACCAGUGAAGAGUGGUCGCUGCUGGAUUCCAAUGCCCAGGAAUAG